Messenger RNA from Effrenium voratum, 990 nucleotides. The record is from the annotation of a GenBank genome assembly. NCBI's taxonomy places the organism in Eukaryota, Dinophyceae, Suessiales, Symbiodiniaceae.
AUGGGCCUCAGAUCCAAUGACACGCCGCACGUCCGAGAGGUGCACCGCGAGGCGGCCGGCUGGACGUGGCUUCGUAGAGAGCAGUCGCCGCCGCCUGCCGUGCAGGAGAGCCAGGUGGCCCGCGACGAAGAGCUAGCGCGAUGGCUGCAAGAGGCGGAGAAUGCCAGCCCUCGCCGACGACGGCGCACGGACUCCAGUAGCAGCGACAGCGUGGAGCACUCUCGGAGAGUUCCCGGAAGUGGCAGCUGCUGGCCGGUGGCUCUGAGCGUCUUUUCCAGCGGCGCCUUCUUCGGGUGUUGCACCGGGCUUCAAGUGGCCUCCGCUCUCAGCUGUGGUCAGGCGGCGCUGUGGCUGUGCAGUUUGGGCGGCGCUAUCAUGGGCCACCUCGCCAGCGACGACGUGGCGCCUUUCCGUGGCCGGGUGCGAGAGAUGCAGAACGAUUCGGGCAGCGACUCAGACGAGUUCUAUCGCGGCUUGGACCAUGAGGUCAUCGAGAAUCGGACGGUAGGCUACAAUUUCCACGGGCCCAACGAGCCACGGAACGGGCAGGCGGGCAACGUAGAGCACAUCAAGUGCAUGGUUUGUAUGGAAGAGUUCGCGGAUGGCGACGCACUGCGCAGCUUGCCCUGCUUGCACCGGUACCACCAGCACUGCAUCGACCAGUGGCUGUGCCGCAGCGCGGAGUGCCCCAUUUGCAAGCAGGACAUCACGAUGUCCUAGGUUUGUGGGGCCUCGAGGCGAAGCUCGAGGCGCACAAAAAGCGCAAGUGCCGCAAGCUGAGCGCAGGCCUUCCGAGCCCCUGAAACCUUGCCGGCCUGCGCUGUAGAAAUCUGGGAUCCUUCGUUGGAUUCCAGCCUUCUGUCGUCUUUGUUUGGUAGGCUUCCGACUUGCACUGGUCUCCCUGCAAAACGCGCAGGCUGUUGCGGCGCCUCACGAAGAACUUCCGAAGCCAUGUUGCUGCAGCGGCUAUGAGAUUCUGCGAGUUGUGCG